AUGACGCCUGUCGAUGUCGACGAUGUCGACGAUGUGCUGUGGUGGUGGCGGUGCAGAAAUAUGUUCCGCCCAGUUGCCGUCCCUGUCCAGUUGACGGGUUUUGACAAAGGCUCAGCGUCGCCGCCACAGAGUCUCCGUGUGCCUCGGGCGACCUCCGCGUAUGACUUCGGAGGCGCCAUUUUGACGCCAUGCAAAAGACAUGUGGUAUUGGCGGUGCAGGGCUUCCGCCUGAUCUCAUACGGCCUUUAUUCGAUGGAUAUUGACAUCAAAAGCCACACCGCUGUCACGGGGUCCUCUGAUCCCUCGGACACCGUCCGUUCGAAAGAUUUUGACGAAGAGUUCCGCACCGUCGUGAACAGUGCUGUCGCCAAGGUGAAUAUCCUCCUGGUUCUGCCCACUACAGACCCCGAUCUUGAUACCGAGAUCGAGGCUUUGGAGAUGACAGUGUCGUUUUCUCGUGAAUAA
Messenger RNA from Diaporthe citri, 465 nucleotides. RefSeq lists its product as uncharacterized. The record is from RefSeq and is a predicted model, not a curated record. The transcript is spliced from 2 exons. NCBI's taxonomy places the organism in Eukaryota, Fungi, Ascomycota, Sordariomycetes, Diaporthales, Diaporthaceae. The coding region runs from base 1 to 465 and encodes 154 amino acids.